GAAGUUGGAACAUUUACUAUGCUAUACGGACUCCAUUGGUACGAAUGGUGAAAUGAAGAAGCAUUUUAUAAGCUUUGCAUUUGCCCCUAAUAUCCACAUUUGAAUGCCAGUCAGACUCUUUUGAAAUAAGAAUGUCAUAUCCAGGCUAUCCCCCCACCGGCUACCCACCUUUCCCUGGAUAUCCUCCUGCGGGUCAGGAGUCCUCUUUUCCUCCUCCGGGUCAGUAUCCUUAUCCUACUGGCUUCCCUCCAAUGGGAGGAGGUGCCUACCCAGCAGCACCAAGCGGUGGUUACCCAGGAGCUGGAGGCUACCCUGCCCCUGGCGGUUAUCCAGCCCCAGGAGGCUAUCCUGGUGCCCCACAGCCAGGGGCAGCUCCAUCCUACCCUGGAGUUCCUCCAGGCCAAGGGUUUGGAGCCCCACCAGGUGGAGCAGGCUUUUCUGGCUAUCCACAGCCACCCUCACAGUCUUAUGGAGGUGGCCCAGCACAGGUCCCACUACCUGGUGGCUUUCCUGGAGGACAGAUGCCUUCUCAGUAUCCUGGAGGACAAGCUCCUUACUCUAGUCAGAUCAAUACAGAAUCUUUUCCUUCCUAUCCUGUUUUCUCUCCUGUUUCUUUGGAGUAUAGCAGUGAACCUGCUGCGAUGACUCAGGGAACUCAAGGAACAAUCCGACCAGCUGCCAACUUUGAUGCUAUGAGAGAUGCAGAAAUUCUUCGUAAAGCAAUGAAGGGUUUUGGGACAGACGAACAGGCAAUUGUGGAUGUUGUGGCCAACCGUUCCAACGAUCAAAGGCAAAAAAUUAAAACAGCCUUUAAGACCAUGUAUGGCAAGGAUUUAAUCAAGGAUCUCAAAUCAGAGUUAAGUGGCAACAUGGAAGAACUGAUCCUUGCCCUGUUCAUGCCAACUACGUAUUAUGAUGCCUGGAGUUUACGGAAUGCUAUGAAAGGUGCCGGCACAGAUGACUCCACCCUGGUCAGGAUUGUGGUCACGCGAAGUGAGAUGGGAAAGAAAAUUUUUAAUAGAAUGUUAUUAAAACAUUCCUGCCUUCCUCUUUUGCAGGGAAAUCGUGACGAGAACCAGAAUGUUAACCACCAGAUGGCUCAGGAGGAUGCUCAGCGCCUCUAUCAAGCUGGCGAGGGGAGACUGGGGACCGAUGAAUCUUGCUUUAACAUGAUUCUUGCCACAAGAAGCUUUCCUCAGCUGAAAGCUACCAUGGAGGCUUAUUCCAGGAUGGCUAAUCGAGAUUUGUUAAGCAGCGUCAGCCGUGAGUUCUCCGGAAAUGUUGAAAGUGGUUUGAAGGCCAUCUUGCAGUGUGCUCUGAACCGCCCUGCCUUCUUUGCUGAGAGACUCUACUAUUCUAUGAAAGGUGCCGGCACAGAUGACUCCACCCUGGUCAGGAUUGUGGUCACACAAGGCGUGGUGCCAGGCCCUCACAGGCUGUAA
Messenger RNA from Hipposideros armiger (great roundleaf bat), 1442 nucleotides. It is a transcript of the gene ANXA7, whose product is annotated as annexin A7. NCBI's taxonomy places the organism in Eukaryota, Metazoa, Chordata, Mammalia, Chiroptera, Hipposideridae. The transcript is spliced from 14 exons. The coding region runs from base 132 to 1442 and encodes 436 amino acids. The record is from RefSeq and is a predicted model, not a curated record. Gene Ontology annotation, molecular function: calcium-dependent phospholipid binding; calcium ion binding; phosphatidylserine binding. Gene Ontology annotation, cellular component: nucleus; plasma membrane; cytoplasm.